UUGCACUGCCAGCGAUCAGCUCGGGCAUCUUUGGUUUCCCUGUUGACCUCUGUGCUGAGACCAUAGCCCAGGCAGUUCGGGAGCACUGUGACAGCCCACAAGGUCUGAGAUCAUUAACUGAGAUUCACCUGGUGGACAACAACGAUAGCACCAUCAGAGUCAUGGCUACAGCUGUGAGCAAGGAGUUCUCAGACCUCGGACCUACCAUGACCAUCCCACAGCAAGCAGGCGGGAAACGAACAGGAGCUUCAGGUGGACAUAAGCGGGGUCGAGGCAGAGGCAGAGGUCAGAACCAAUCACAUGAUGCCAGCUGGUGUAAUGAAAAACGAGAAGAAGGAAGAGGCGGUGGAAGAGGCGGUGGAAGAGGAGGUGGAAGGGGAGGAAAUCAUCACGGUAACAGGGGAGGCCAGAGCCCCAAGCAGCAAAUCAGCCAUAGAGAGCAUGGAGGGUUGGAGCAGACCACAGCUGAGGGGCUGAAGAUCAUUUUAUGUAAGGGAAGCAUUCAGGACCAGACU
Messenger RNA from Haplochromis burtoni (Burton's mouthbrooder), 515 nucleotides. Its product is annotated as protein mono-ADP-ribosyltransferase PARP14-like. Gene Ontology annotation, cellular component: cytoplasm; nucleus. Gene Ontology annotation, biological process: positive regulation of type II interferon-mediated signaling pathway; negative regulation of gene expression. Lineage: Eukaryota; Metazoa; Chordata; Actinopteri; Cichliformes; Cichlidae. Gene Ontology annotation, molecular function: ubiquitin-like protein ligase binding; transcription corepressor activity. The record is from RefSeq and is a predicted model, not a curated record.